Eriocheir sinensis (Chinese mitten crab) is the source of this 8097-nucleotide messenger RNA. RefSeq names its product cell surface glycoprotein 1-like. The record is from RefSeq and is a predicted model, not a curated record. NCBI's taxonomy places the organism in Eukaryota, Metazoa, Arthropoda, Malacostraca, Decapoda, Varunidae. The transcript has 3 exons. Bases 1823 to 4483 code for a protein of 886 amino acids.
GCCACCGCUGUCUGGGCUCUCGCUCCGACUCUCCGCUGCCCAUCUGUGUUCGCCGAGCUGCUGGUGAAGUGAGUGGCGGCCGAGGAAGCGUGCCGCCCCUGCCACUGUUUGUGUGUGCGUGGCCUCGAGCCUUUCAUAGCUGACGUAGAAGUGAAAAGAUACAAGUAGUGUCCAUACAAGGAAGCAGAAAAAGCAAAGAAAACACAAACACACACACCACCAUGUUUGGAAAGACGGUGGAUGACUCGUGAGAAGGGAGAAAAACAGCAGGUGUCUGUGUGUGCGUACGUGUGUCUGUGUGUGUGCAUCAGAAAACGAAGAUGGUGAUAAUGAUGGUGUAGAUGCCGAGGUGGACUAGUGCUGACCUCCCUCAUCUCAGCACAUCACAUCACAUCCACCCACUGACUGACUGCUGACGCGCCCUUGAACUCAGCAUCAGCACCAACACACACUUACACACACAGCACUCAGCACCACCCACUCCGUUCCUCCAUCCACUGCUUGCUGACUUGCUGAGGAGGUGUGUGGUGACCAAGGAUUAAAAGUGAAAGUUACCUGGAUUUACCUGUGCCAUGGGAUAAAAGUGAGAGUUACCAAGAUUUACCUGUGGCUGAGGAUUACAAGUGAAAGUUACCUGGAUUUUCUUAUGGACGUGUUACCUGUGUGUGAGGCUUGAUUGACCUCCCUCACCUGGAUUUACCUGCCGAGGGAUAAGAUUGGAUUUACCUGCCCCUGAGGAUUGGCAAGAGGAGUGGAGUUGGAUAGUGUGUGUGUGUGACCUGCACCACUAACCACUACUACUACUACUACUACUACUACUACUACUACUCACCUUGCCUUCAGUUUCAGUCUCCUCCUCCUCCUCGUCAUCGUCCUCCUCCUCAUCAUCAUUGUAUUCAUCUCUCCUUACUCUCUCAAGAAGUUUCCGCGUUCUCCCUCUCUCUCUGUUUUAUUUUUCUUCAUUUCUUUCUUUUUCUCUUUAUUUCGUUCAUCUUGUUUAGUUGUCAUUUUCUUCUUUCUGCCUUCCUUCUUCCUUCCAUCCUCGUCACCUGCCCUUCUCAUCCCACCUUUCACUUUUGGUAUACAGGUGACUGACUUGUAUUAAUAAACAGGUAUCAACACUUCUCCCUCCUCCCCCCUUUCUGUCCUACCUACCUUCCUUCCUUCCCUUUGCACCCUUCAUCCCCUCCCUUCCCUUCCUUUCCUUCCUUCUAUUUUUAUAUACUCUUAUCUACUUUGUUUGUUGUUCUUACCUUCCUUUCUUUCCCUUCAUCUUACCUAUUCCAAGCUCUUCCUCCUACCUUACCUUACCUUGCCUUACCUAACCUAACCUAACCUAACCUCAUCCACACUCUUCCCUACUCUCUUCCUCUGUCUUCCCACCUUACCUUACCUUACCUUACCCACACUCUCCCCUUUCCUUCCUACCUUCCCUUCUCUCCACCUCCACCUCCCUACCUUCUUCUACUCUUAUCUUACCUCCCCUUCCCUUCGUUUCUCUCCCUCCUUCCCUCCCUUCCUCCUCCACCUUCCCUUCCCUCCUCCACACACUUCCAAGGACGUGUUACUCUCUGAAAUCCUUCCCACCAGAUCCUACGCCAUCACCCAACCCGUUCACCUCCAUUCCAUCCCCCCCCCCCCCUUCACCACCACCACUAUCAACACCACCACAUACAUAAACACCACAUCUUAUAACGUAACCUGAUAUUUUAUUUUCCUAGAUUGCCCCUGUUCCACUCUCUCUCAUUUAUCCUCCUCCUCCUCCUCCACCUCCACCUCCUCGGUUUGCUGACGUGCUGAACCUCUCAACGCCACCACAAGCAUGAGUGGCGGGUUAACGGCUGCCGGGCUGGUGAUGCUGCUGCUGGCCCUCAUCGGCGGCAGCGUCGGCAUCUACUACGCCUACAUCUGCCUCCAAGCCCGGCCGCUGCGUCCCAAGAAGUACAAGGACGCUGAGCACGGCCCCCUCAUCUCCCCGGACCCCGACGUCAACGGCAACCACGAAGACGUCCCCCUCGAGGCCUCGGCACCGCUGGGCGAGGAGGUCAGCGAAAAUGAGAAGCUCCACCUCGAUGAGCCUGACUCAAGCUCCCCAGCCCCACAGGACGACGCCUCUGCCAAGCCACCGAAGGAAAAAGAGGAUGUUCUUAUCUCGGUGGAAGAUGAUGUUCCCCCGGCCAAGGUCGCACACGAAAAUGAAACCGCCCCCGCCGCCAGUCAGUCCGCUCCCCUAGGCUUUGUGGUGCCGAUUCCCAUGGCCGCAUCACAGGAAGCUCCGUUAGAUCACCACCCACAGCCGAUAAAUGCCCAGCCGCAGCCUGAGCCACAGUCACAACCACAGCCCCAACCACCACCACCUCAGCCACAGCCAGAGCCAGCAAAAACCGAGGCACCUCCAUGUAGCAAAGCCCCCAUCCCUGUUUACAUCCCUCCGCCGCAGCAGAAGAAGCCCAUAGCCAUUAGUGACGAGGAGGACGGCUUGCUGCUCCAGGAACCGCCGCCCCAGGAUGACAGCCUCAACAACGACCUCUGUGCCACCCUGCCCAUCUCACACUCCCCUCAACAGCUCGCCCCAAGGGAAGAGUCAGAACCCACACCUCAGAACAACCCGCCGGCCAGCCCACCGAAGCCUGAAGCCCAGCCUGUGGUCGUGGUGGUGCCAAACGUGAUGUCAAGUGCCCCAGAGAAGGAGGAAGCGAAGCCUGUGGGAAGGGCGCCGGAUCCACUGCUUUCUGAGGACCAUGAUGAACCCGCACCACUCCGCAUGAAGGAGGAUGACGAACACCUACCGAGUGCUCCCGCCAUCAAUGACAUCAACAAGGCAACAGAUAUUCCCACUGUAGAAUCAGCACCAACAGCAGAGUCUCCAGCAACAAAGCCAACCCCAACAGCAGAGUCAAUCCCUCCAGAGACUCUACUUGAAAAACCACCACAGGAUCCCAUCAAUAAGGAGACUUGUGGUGACUCAGAUGACUCACUCCCCACAGAUGCCCCACAGGACUUGAGUGAAGCAGCGCCUGAGUGUGUUGAGGCCACUGAGGCUGCAAAGAGCUUGCCUGAAGAUGACAAGACAAAAAGCUCACCAGAAGAUGCAAAAGUAGAUGAAGAACCAAGAGCAGAUUCUCCUUGCAGUGUGUCAUCCGAAGAGCAAGAUCCCCCUCUUGUCGUCGCUGAAGUUUGUGCUGCUCCUGUUGCAUCACCUGAAUCUCAACCUCAGCCCAAGGAAGAGUCAGAGGAGGCUGUAACAAGGGAUGCCCCGGCCUCUCCCCCAGCAGCCCCGGAGUCGCCUAGUGUGAGCCCAGCACCGAACACAGCGGAGGAACAUUUGCCACUCGCCGCCAAUGAGGAUCUUGAGCCCAAUGUCAUCGUACACUCGUCUGCUGAUGAGGAGGAUAAUGUGUCAGACGUUUCAUUGGACGCCUCUGAUGCAAGGGAUGAUGAUAAAGAUGUUCCAGCUGAAGCCACUCCCGCCCCUGAGCCAGACACUCACCCCGCCAAGGAAGCUUCUGCCACUCCAUCACAGCCGCCCAUCAUUGUUGUGGACACCCCCAGUGCUCCACUGGAAGCUUACAGGGCCCUGCCUGAUGACCUUUCAGAUGAGGAAGGCAGCCCCCUCCCAGUCAUAAGGGAGGAGGGCAGCACAGAAAACAUCUCCGAGGGCACAGACACUGAGAGCAGCGAGCCAGAAGUGACUGAGUAUUCCUUUUCCUCAGGCCCCUCGGCUCCCUCCACCACCGGUGUUCUAGCAAACGAAGUCAGCUGUGCCAUGGAGCCCAAAGUGACCAAGUUCACCCCUAUUGAUGACCUGGAUCCUUAUGAAUCUGAUGAUUCAGAGAUCUCUGAUGAGGACAUGGAGGAGCAGGACCUCACCACCCCAUCAGACUCAGAGGAAGAGACUCUCAGCCCAAGCAUACCACCAGAGAGCAAGGCCAUGGAGGCAGAGAAGCCACCAGCAGCAGCUGAGAAAGACAAACCUGUUUCCGAUGACCCAAACCUUUCCAAACCAAAUGUGUCUCCUAACGUUACCUUUGACUUGUCCACCAACGGGGCAGCCCCCAGUGAGUCCCCUGCCUCAACCCCUGACGCAGCAGCAGACAAGCUCCCGGAGGAAGAAGCGUCAGACUCAGCGGUCUCUGACUCAGAAUCUGAUGGUGCUGAAGCUGAGGCCGAACUCAAGGAGGAGAUGGUCAGCAUACCUGCCGUGGUCUGUAACAAUACCAACAACCACGUCGCUGAAUCCCCAGAGCCUCCUUCAGCAAACCACACCGGCAACCCCACAGAGACCUGUCCUCCCAAGGCACAGCCGCCCAAGACUUCACAAGGGAAUGGCGACUCACUAGAAGAGAUUCCAAAGGUCACAGACGAGGGCGAUGGAUUGUCAGUCUCAACCUCCGAGUCCUGCGACCUCUCAGACGGGGAGCUGACGACAUCCACCCCCAAGAAGUCAAUGAUUCCAAGAUUACUCAAGCAGAGUGAGGCUUGAAUGUGAUGUCAGUCAGUAGGUGAAGCUGUGGCGCUCAUUAUGUGAUAAAAGUGUGCAUAGAGUCAAAGAAUGUGUUCUGUUCAUGAUAAUACUGCUGAAGGCUGCCUCCUGUGCUGCUGGUUGAGUUACCAUUGUCCGGCAUCCUUGAGGCAGUGGCUGGCAUGGCUGUGGCCUCUUCACUUCAUGUUUGUGGAACACUCAAGGACACUGGCAUGUAGGCAGUUAAGGUUUUAUGUAUGUUUAUAGUAAUCUGCAUGUUUAGCAUGGAAACAUUUUGCUAUGAAGUGAUAUUUUUCAGUGACAAAUGUUUCUGGAUAUUACUGUUUAUAUAAGAAGUUUUAUUGAAAGAGAUUUGUCUCAUCAUCAAAUCUAAGCCAUGAACAAGAUAGCUAAUUUUCUUUUCGGUUUUGUAACAAUGUGUCGCCUUUUUGUAAACCUGGACACUAAUCUUCUGACGUUCUCAAAAAAUUGACAAACUUCUAUACAGCGCUGUAGCUUGCUGUGCUGGUGCCUUUGCUGUUAUGUUUGACGUUCAAGGAUACAUUGUUUAUCGUGUUUUUUGCUGUGAUAUCCAAAAGACUUGAAGCACCAAAGUCUAGCUUGUGUGCACUGAGUUAGCGCUCACCUCCAUUAUCUUGGCAUUCACAGUUUAGGAAAACCCAUCAUGUUGCUUGGUGUUGUUGGUUGUAGCAUGCAGGAGCCGGAGCUGGAGCCUGAGGAGGACCCUGAGGUGUAGGUGUAUUGUCAAGGUUGUGGAGUGUGGCACGGGGCCCGGGGCAGCCUCACGCGGGGCUGCCACCGAGGCCCGCCGCCACCACAGUUGCCAUAAUGUGUGAACUCCCGCUGGGGGUUGAGGGUGUGCAGGUCGCUCACUCUACACAUGCAGUUUUUACACAAGCUUCAUUCCUAAUGUCUUUUCCUUGUUCCUAAGAGCAAAUAGUUGUACUGCAGAUGGGGUUCAGUAUUCUUAAGUUUUUGUGACUGUGCCUUGUUGGGUGCAAAGGAUGCAGGCAUUGUCAGCAGCAGAUUAAGUCUUUUCGUGCCUAUUUUAUGCACUCACUGUGAAGUUUUGUGUUUGUUUAUCUUUGUUGCAUGUCUCUGCAAAACAAAAGACUAUACAGUACCAGAAAUAAGAUUUAGUACAUAUUAGGUAGUGAAAAAUAUAUCUAUCAUAUGCAGAAUUUUUUAGGCAGCUGGUAAUUCUUCAACAGCAUAAAGUUUUUGCUUUUAUACUUUUGUGUAAAGCACAGCUGCGGGAGAUAUCCAGAGUUGUCAAACAUUGUAGUCCACACGUGGUAGAGUUAAGCACCGUAACCAAGGCAUGAUUUGCCCUUUUAUACCCGAGCCAUAUAUGAAAUAUUAUUUUUGUAACCAACACAGAAAUGGAAUAGUAGUGCAGCAACACUUAUUUUUGUAUUGAAAAUUAACCACACAUUGUCAAGUGCUGUAAGGUGUUCAGUGUCACUUUUAUGGGGCUUGGCUUAUAAGGAAAACCUCAUCCCUUAGCAUCAGCCGUACAGCUUUUUCUUAUUGCCAUUCCAAACUUUACAAGACACAGUUUACAAGACACGCUUUGGUGUGAGGCGGACUCCUGGAGAAGAGGUAGAACAGUUUGCAUGUUGGUAAUGAACGUUUCAUUAGAAAUUUCUGUCUUCAAAUGGAAUUCAAUAUUAGUUUUUAAUCCAUAGUCUUAUGCACUGGUCAGACUGUAGGUGAAUGAUACACACACACAUACACACACACACACACACACACACACACACACUGACACACACACACACACUGACACACACACACACAGAACAAGACAAACUUAACCUUUUAUUUCUUAUUCCGGGAAGGAGAGUUGCAUCGUCAAGUAGUUUCCGUUUGUUUGUGCUGAAGGCGUGUCCGCGGCCUUGGCACGCUGGUAGGCAACACUGUGUUCAAGCCAUGACGUUUUUGUGCAAUGAUGGUCGCCCCAGUCUGUGUGUGAUGGGAGUCGGUGCAGGAAGGUAAUCAUUCAUCGUGUGGAGGUUGUUAGGCCUUCAUCAUUUUGUAAUGACUUUGUUCUAACAGUUGUGUGUGUUCCAUGAGGAUGGCUGAUUCCCUGUAGCAGCUGUUUUUGUAUUUGUAAUGGCUUCUCGCAUAGUUGGUUUUCACAGCUACUCUAGGAAUGGAAUUUUAUUUUUAUCCAUAUAUUUAUUUACAUGCUGAUGAUGAUGAUAUUCAUUCAGCUUAUGAAAGCGUAACUAGUGUCCUAAUUUAUUAUAUUGUCAUUGUCCUGCUUUAGUGAACUAGUAAUGGCAUAAAUUGCAUGGUUUCCCUUUGUUUUAAGUCAUCUUUGUGUCUGAUUAAGCAUAAUGAAACAUUUUAUACAUUAUUAUGAUUAAGCUUAGUGAUAGCGUGUACCGUAAGGCAUUGGAAAGCUGCUAUUAUCUCUGCUAUCGGCCUGGGUGGUGUUUGUAGCGUUUUGUUAGCCACUGAGAGAGAGACAGACAGAGAGAGGGAGGGAGAGAAUGUUUGCUGCUUAUAGCUAUCGACGUGCUCAUGUGUCUUGGUUCAGCGAGGUCGCCACUAAAGAAUGCAACACAUAUACAUUCACAUCUCAGCUCGUGUGAUGGCGGCUGAAACGUCCUUAACUAAUUAUGCUUAAGUUUCAACUGGUGUAGUGUUAGACAAGAUACUGGGGCUUGCAGGUGUGUUCCUGGGUCCACCUUCUCAAACAUUUCAGAGCUUACACACAUUAACAAUUCCUAGGUCUUUUGUUGAAGUUGUGGGAGUUUCCAUGGGUACUUUUAUGAGCCUAGUGGGAGUUUCCGUGGGUACUCUUAUGAGCCUAGUGGGAGCUUCAUUGUGGGAGUUGCCAUGGGUACUUAUAUGAGCCUAUUGGUAGUUUCAUUGUGGGAGUUUCCAUGGGUACUUUUAUGAGCCUAGUGGUAGUUUGACAAGGAAAACACUAAUGAGAACCCGACUGCCAUCUACCCCCUGUCACUGAACCUAUUAUUCUUGCUUCUCAUUACUCCAUAAGCUUUGUUAAAUGUAAAUAUGUCAGUGUAUGCUAAGCUGAUCCAGAAGCCCUGCCCCCUCUUUCAUUGCUGUGGGAGUUGAUGGGUUGGAUGAAAGAAGGCUGGAGUUAGUUGUCAAUGUUACCUUGGAGGAAGGGGGGGGGGAGGAGCAUAGUUUGGUAUCCUUAGAUGCUGCCGACCCUCGCAUCAAUUAUUUUCAAGGGCCAAAAAAGUGGUAAAAUGCAUUCUUAUGAGUGUUUAGGUCCUAGAGUUCAUAGUGCAGAAACCUUGCCAUAAAACUACCCAUGGAAAAGCCCACAACUCUUAGGAAAGCCAUGUCAAGUGUAUGUGCUUGGGUGACAAUGUUUAAUAAUAUGGCCCAUAGCUUCUGGACCCAUCUAGUAGUGUACAGUGUCUAUAGUUUCACGAGUAGGCAGCGAGCUUAGAUUCCCCCACCCCCCCACCCCCCCUCCCACACUGACACUGGCAAUUCCUCAGUACCUUGUCCAUCACUAUACGUUCUGCAAGUGACCAUUUGAUUUUAAGGCCAGCAAACUCCUCUAAACUUAAGGUAAAUUUAACUGUAUCCAUGCCAUUUAUGCACCAUGAAUAAAGGUCUGUAAGCUA